UAAGGCAAAAGCCAUCAACCGCUCUCAGUGGCGCGUCGACGCACUUUCUCGUCGAACCCUUUGUAGCGGAAACGAGGUGUCACAACCCAGCCAUCGCCACGCGCACGUCUGGUACGUGGCUCCACACCAGUCCUAUUCUUCUCCAAGUACAAAAAGGCUCUUGAAGAUUCUCUCUCUAUUCAUUCAAAUGGUGUGUGUGCCCUAAGCUCUGUCUGCAUGUACGCACCGUUUGGAGGUCCGAUUGGUUCUAAACCCGGUUCAGCCGGAGCCCCACCCGACCCGGAAAUGGCGUCGGCGGAGCACUUGGUUCUUGAACUCAGCAACCCCGAGCUUCGUGAGAAUGCUCUCCUCGAACUCUCCAAGAAGAGAGAACUGUUUCAAGAUUUGGCCCCAUUGUUGUGGAAUUCUUUCGGUACCGUUGCUGCUCUGUUGCAGGAAAUAGUUUCAAUAUACCCUGUUUUAUCACCACCAAAUCUAACUCCUGCCCAAUCAAAUCGAGUUUGCAAUGCUCUUGCUCUGCUCCAGUGUGUUGCUUCUCACCCAGACACAAGGAUGUAUUUCCUUAAUGCUCAUAUACCUUUAUAUUUGUACCCUUUUCUUAAUACUACAAGUAAGUCAAGACCUUUUGAGUACUUAAGGCUUACCAGCUUAGGUGUCAUUGGCGCCUUGGUGAAGGUUGAUGACACAGAAGUGAUUAGCUUCCUUCUCUCAACGGAAAUAAUUCCCCUAUGCCUUCGCACUAUGGAAAUGGGCAGUGAGCUGUCAAAAACAGUUGCCACAUUUAUUGUUCAAAAGAUUUUGUUGGAUGAUGUGGGCUUGGAUUAUAUUUGUACUACAGCAGAGCGGUUUUUUGCAGUAGGUCGAGUGUUGGGGAAUAUGGUUGCAUCACUUGCUGAUCAACAUUCAUCGCGUUUAUUAAAACAUAUCAUCCGUUGUUACCUUAGAUUAUCCGAAAACCCGAGGGCUUGUGAUGCUUUAAGAAGUUGUCUUCCUGACAUUUUAAGAGAUGCUACCUUCAGUGUCUGCCUUCGGGAAGAUCAAACUACAAGGAGAUGGCUGCAGCAGUUGCUUCACAAUGUUGGAGUUAGUCGGGUUCCUGGGCUUCAGGCUGGGGCAGGGUUUGAUCAUAUGAUGGUGAAUCAAUAGCAUAAAUAAAUCAACCUUGAUUUUGGAGUGCCAUCUGGUGCUUAUGCAUCAGAGAGGGCUGCUUAGAUCUUGUUUAUCUAGCUAAAUGCUAAUUGGCAAAUUCUAUUAUUGUAAAUUACAAAAUGUUACUUCUGUAACUUGGGCUUGUAAGGUUUUUUCUGCCAUGUAUGACAUUUCUGGAAGUGGGUUUGUUCCUAGAAGAAAUCAGUCCUCACCAUUCUAAAACUCUCAUGUAUUAACUUUUCAAAUCGUUCAGUUUACUCAAUAA
Messenger RNA from Rosa rugosa (rugosa rose), 1414 nucleotides. RefSeq lists its product as uncharacterized. The transcript has 9 exons. The record is from RefSeq and is a predicted model, not a curated record. Lineage: Eukaryota; Viridiplantae; Streptophyta; Magnoliopsida; Rosales; Rosaceae. The coding region runs from base 217 to 1146 and encodes 309 amino acids. Gene Ontology annotation, cellular component: CCR4-NOT complex; P-body; CCR4-NOT core complex. Gene Ontology annotation, biological process: negative regulation of translation; mRNA catabolic process.